CAGACAUACCAAAGAACGGCGCCACAGUUAGUUAUGCAGUCGGUAAACUGUGUCAGCUUAUUGCUUGGAGCCGCAAUCCUUUCGGCCAGCCUUCAGCUAUUCGUCACCGUUGCCCACAGAGAGUUGCUAAUGGUGACUAACAGUGACAAAGGACCAAUAACUAAGCAGGAGUUCACUAUUGACAAAACCAGCAUAGGCGAGGGUAUCGGAAACAAUGCAGCAACAAGACGAAAGUUGGUUUCUAGAGAUGCAGUCAUGGAGAAGGCGGAAGGAAAGGAUGCUCGAAGCAUACCGAGCUCAGGCGCAAAACAUCCUGUUGGAAAAUGUGGGCCUCCAGGAAGAAAGGAUUUGACUGUCAACUGUUACUUUAGCAGUAGAAAACUUCCUCCAAAGGUUUACUUCGACGGUCACAUACCUUUCACUGCUGAUUACCCUAAACCAGAGCACCACCAUCCUAAGAACAACUAGACGUAGAUUGGGUACAGCCAAGUAACGAUAACUAGUUUUCACCCUUUUUUUUCUCUUUUUCUUUGGUUGGCCAUUAUAUUUGCAAGCUACACUACUUCCUGUUAGAUAUAUGUGUUUAGUCAUAUAUAUACGUACCUAUAUUAA
Molecule: messenger RNA, 612 nt
Organism: Lolium perenne
Lineage: Eukaryota; Viridiplantae; Streptophyta; Magnoliopsida; Poales; Poaceae
Source: RefSeq, a predicted model, not a curated record